CAAGUGUUGUCAAACAACAACAACUAACUAACAAACGCUGCGUUUACGUUUGACAGUGAUAUGACAGCACGAGGGCUUUAACAGAGGCAGCGCUAGCAUUGGUUGCAGCUUGACUGGCGGUGUUACAUUAGUUAGCCUCUCUGCUGGCUAGCAUAUUGUAUCGUUAUGGCGUGAGGUUGAACGCUAGCAGCUUGACGGCGAGCUUUUUUGAUUUUACAGUCAAUAUCAUACACGAAGAGGGGAGCAUAUGUGUUUAACAGCUUAACUCCUCGCAGGUUAGGCUUUUUCACAGCUGCCUGCCGACUGAGUUGGACUAGCUACUAAGCUAAUUUGACGUUAGCAUGGCGUCUGAUACAAGUGACACCGAGGAAUUUUAUGAUGCUCCGGAGGACGUGAAUUUCACUCCAUCGCCGAAAGUGUCACCUGCAAAGUUUGUCAUUCCUUCACCUAAGCUUUCACAGAAGUCUGUGCACACUGCUCAGGACGUGAGCUGUGCAGUGGCUUCAUCCGACUCUCAGCAAGAUGAUUCGCUACAGAUCAUUGAUAGCAUCAUCGAGGAGAGUCAAAAAGGAAGUGCUGCUGAAGUCGGUGAGGUGGCUGAGCUCUUAGAUCAGCUGCAUGUCGGCGUUCGGGCAGACCCAAAGGAAAAGAAUAAUGCUGAGGGACUUCCUGCCCAGUCAGCAGAACCAGUCGCUGAACCUCAGCUUGUGCAGAGGUCAGAGGAACAGAACAGUGUAGCGACGGAAGGCGGCUACUCUAUACCUCCUCCCGAGCCCGCUCCUCUCCCAGGACCAUCAGUCGUUUUGCCAGAGCACGUCCAGCCUCCAGACAUCACCAGCACCAUCGGGCAGCGUCUGCCUGAUGGAGCUGUUGGGGCUGCAGAGGGCGAACAGGUGGAGAGACCUGCAGACAUCUUAGACCAGGUUCCUCUGGAAGACCGGCUGGCGGACCCGGACUCUUCCGGUCCCAUGAAACCACCACGACAGUUCACCGUGGAGCCGGACAUUGUAGCCAGCACAAAGAAGCCUCCUCCUUCACGACCGCCUCCGCCCAGUGGAGGUCCUCCACCCAGACCUCCUCCUCCAGCCUGGCAGACUUUACCUUCCAAGAAGUCCCAGGAGUGUCUGCGGCCCAGUGGACUGGAAGUGUCUGCAGUCGGCCCGGCCGCUGCAGAUCCGCUGGAGCCCUCCGGCCUGGUGUCUCCCAGCAGCACGGUGAGGAGUCUAACCAAAGAGCUGCAGCAUUCCCUGGACCUGGCCAGCGCCACCAGCGGGGACAAAGUGGUGACAGCACAGGAAAAUGAGGAUGAGCAGGCUUCGUCUGAGAGCGAAGGCCAGACGGCGGGCCCUCAGCGGCCACGUUCCAACUCCGGUAGAGAACUGACAGAUGAAGAAAUCUUAGCGAGCGUGAUGAUCAAGAAUUUAGACACCGGGGAGGAGAUCCCUUUAAUCCAGGCAGAGGAGAAACUUCCCACGGGGAUCAACCCUCUGACUCUGCACAUCAUGAGGAGGACCAAGGAGUACAUUACGAACGAUGCAGCGCAGUCAGAUGACGAUGACAAGUCUCAGGCUCCACUGACAGACACAGAUGGAGGAAAACUGAAACAGAGAACAACCCAGUUCAAAAAAUUCCUGGGCAAAUCUGUGAAGAAGGCCAAGCAUCUUGCAGAGGAGUACGGAGAGAAGGCAGUUAAUAAAGUGAAAAGUGUGCGUGAUGAAGUUUUUCAUACCGAUCAGGACGAUCCGUCUUCGAGUGACGAUGAGGGCAUGCCUUACACCCGACCCGCCAAGUUCAAGGCGGCGCACAGCUUCAAGGGUCCCUUUGACUUCGACCAGAUUAAAGUAGUGCAGGACCUGAGUGGCGAGCACAUGGGGGCUGUUUGGACCAUGAAGUUCUCCCACUGUGGGAGGCUGCUGGCGACCGCGGGGCAGGAUAACGUGGUCCGCAUCUGGGUCCUGAAGACCGCCUUCGAUUACUUCAACAACAUGCGCAUAAAGUACAACACGGAAGGUCGAGUUUCACCUUCUCCUUCUCAGGAAAGUUUAUGCUCGUCUAAAUCUGACACUGAUUUCGGGGCGAGUUGUAUGCCAGAGGAUCCAGACACCGAGGAUCGAAACGCCCCUUUUCGUCAAGUCCCCUUCUGCAAGUACAAGGGUCAUACAGCCGACCUCUUAGACCUGUCCUGGUCAAAGAACUUUUUCCUGCUGUCCUCCUCCAUGGACAAAACAGUUCGAUUAUGGCACAUAUCCAGGAGAGAGUGUCUGUGCUGCUUUCAGCACAUUGAUUUUGUCACAGCCAUCGCCUUCCACCCCAGAGACGACAGAUACUUUUUAAGCGGCUCGCUGGAUGGGAAGCUACGACUCUGGAACAUCCCGGAUAAAAAGGUGGCCCUGUGGAACGAGGUGGACGGCCAGACUCGCCUCAUCACCGCUGCCAACUUCUGCCAGAACGGGAAAUACGCCGUCAUCGGCACCUACGACGGCCGCUGCAUCUUCUACGACACCGAGCGUCUAAAAUACCACACUCAAAUUCAUGUGCGGUCGACCAGAGGCAGGAACAAAGUCGGCCGUAAAAUUACCGGCAUCGAACCUCUCCCCGGAGAGAACAAGAUCCUGGUCACCUCAAACGAUUCCCGGAUUCGCCUUUACGACCUGAGGGACUUGUCUCUGUCCAUGAAGUACAAGGGCUACGUGAACAGCAGCAGCCAGAUCAAGGCCAGCUUCAGCCAUGACUACUCCUUCAUCGUCAGUGGAUCAGAGGACAGAUACGUGUACAUCUGGAGCACGUACCACGACCUGAGCAAGUUCACGUCUGUGCGACGGGAUCGCAAUGACUUCUGGGAAGGGAUUAAAGCACACAAUGCCGUGGUCACCUCAGCCGUGUUCGCUCCCCAUCCAAGCCUCAUCGUUCCACAAGAAUGUGGAGCAGAGAAACCAGAAGCAGAGUGCAAGAGCCUGGACUCCACGGAUUCUGAAACUAUACCCUCAGGAGCCCUGAAGACGGAUCACACCGAGGUUCUCCUCUCCGCGGACUUCACUGGAGCCAUCAAGGUCUUCAUCAAUGUAAAAAAGUACUGAGCACUUCCCGAGGAUCCAGGACAUCAUGUCAGAAGCCUUUUAAGAUUUCCUUAACUACCUAAUGGUUUGUGGGUGUUCUAAAACCUCAGCUGAGAGAAGCGGUGGAAGCUAUGAACUGUACAGAAGUGACGGGCGGAGACGUCCGGUCACUCUUCUGUUAUUUUUACCUUUCAUACCAAGCUACUGUGAACGGUUUGGGUGGAGAGAACAAGAACAAGACCCGUGAAUUUUCUGUGUGGAGUUUGAGCCGAGAGAAAUCUGCUCGGAUACGGUUUAAACCGAUCGGCUGUUCCUCACCAUGUGGACAUCCUCCUGUUGGUUCCCUCUUUUCGAACAAGCGUAGUUUUCCAUAGAGAAGCCAGACAUGGUCCAACGCUGAUCAGAUUUCAGUGUGUCUGCAUACAGACUGUCAACCUUUUUUUUUUUUCU
Salarias fasciatus (jewelled blenny) is the source of this 3506-nucleotide messenger RNA. It is a transcript of the gene wdr44, whose product is annotated as WD repeat domain 44. The transcript has 20 exons. The record is from RefSeq and is a predicted model, not a curated record. NCBI's taxonomy places the organism in Eukaryota, Metazoa, Chordata, Actinopteri, Blenniiformes, Blenniidae. Gene Ontology annotation, molecular function: protein binding. Bases 342 to 3077 code for a protein of 911 amino acids.